Molecule: messenger RNA, 327 nt
Organism: Geodia barretti
Lineage: Eukaryota; Metazoa; Porifera; Demospongiae; Tetractinellida; Geodiidae
Source: the annotation of a GenBank genome assembly
AUGGUCAGAAGAGGGGUCGCCGUGCUCGCGCUGGCGUCUCUUUCGGCGAUCGGCGUCUUUGCGUCGGGAACCAUGGCCGCGCAGCCGCAGGCUGCCGAGGACGAGGUCAUGCAGAUCACCUGGCUGGGCCGAACCCAUGACAGGGGAUUCCCGGAGGGGAGCUUUCUGCAUCAGAUCCUGGAGGAGCGCUUCAACGUCGACCUGAUAGAGCCCUCCCUCAUGAACUACAAGGACGCGGAGAAGUUCUAUCUGCUGGCGGCGGCGAACGACCUGCCAGACACCGGCGUCGUGCGGCUGGAUCACAACCGCGCGUACGACAGGGAAUGA